AGCAAAGUCUACUACAGUAGACUUAGCUUGUCAGCUAACAUUUAAGCUAACAGCAGCUGAUAUGUUUGUUAAUUAGUUAGCAAUGCAAAAGUGUCAGGCCUAGGUGGCCUCGAUUCCACGUUGUUGUUGUCAACUUAGUUGUCAGCAGUCCUCAAGUUAUUAACCUCGAGGAUGCUAGUGGUUACCAUUGUUGGAGUCGUCGGUAUUUAGCAGCCACUGAGUAACAAGAUCAGGUUUGCACUGAGCUGUACAGCUUCCUGGCUGUGAUUGGGGAUAUGAGAGACAUAAAACAGUCGUGUGCCACUGAAUAGACCGAGACUGCACGACUGUCCCAGUCAAUCUUCCACACAGAGGGUUCACUUAACAUCACACAACAUAUAUGGUUAACCUCAUUGAAUGUGUGAGCUGUGAUGCAUGUUUAAAGGGCAACUUCAGAGGUCGACGGUACAAAUGUUUAAUUUGCUACGACUACGAUUUGUGUGCAUCAUGCUAUGAGAGCGGUGCAACCACAACCAGACACACCACAGAGCAUCCCAUGCAGUGUAUAUUAACACGAGUUGACUUUGACUUGUACUAUGGCGGAGAAGCCUUCUCGGUGGAGCAGCCACAGGCUUUCACCUGUCCCUACUGUGGCCGGAUGGGCUACACAGAGAUCUCCCUGCAGGAGCAUGUGGCUGCAGAGCACACAGAAACCUCCACAGAAGUGAUCUGCCCCAUAUGUGCAGCGCUACCAGGUGGCGAUCCAAAUCAUGUGACAGAUGACUUUGCUGCUCAUCUCACACUUGAACACAGAGCCCCAAGAGACUUGGAUGAGUCCAGUGGGGUACGACAUGUGAGGAGGAUGUUUCACCCUGGGCGUGGGUUGGGGGGCCCACGAGCUCGCAGGUCUAACAUGCAUUUCACCAGCAGCACCACAGGAGGGCUCUCUACCAGUCAGAGCUCCUCACAAAGCUCCAACUACAGCAGAGAGGCUAUGGACCCCAUAGCAGAGCUUCUGUCCCAGUUGUCAGGAGUGCGGCGUUCGGCGGGAGGCCAGCUGAGCUCGGGCCCUUCUGCCUCACAGCUCCAGCAGCUUCAGAUGCAGCUCCAGUUGGAACGCCAGCAGGCCCAGGCAGCGCGUCAGCAGCUGGAGACGGCCCGAAACGCCACCCGGGGAGGCGGCAGAGCCAAUGCAAUUCUCAACACAAACUCUGCCACUGCAAACCCCAACCCCAGCGCCAACCAUACCAACAACCCCAGUCCCAACCCAGGGCCAUCUGAGCCCAGCACACAGCACCCUGCACAUAGCUCCCAGUUUUUACUCAGCAGGCUGAGCGAACCCCGGCUGUCUGAGGCAGAGCGGCAGGCGUGCGAGGCCCAGUGGGCCGACCGGAGUCUGUUUGUGACGGAGCUACUGCUUUCCACGCUGCUGCCCGAUGAGGACGCCUCGGCCUCCUCCUCCGAAGACGAGGAUGAUUGUCACGGCCCAUUGCGGAAUUUCGCCGACUUUGAGGCCAUGGGCUGUGUUGAGGUCAUGACCUUAGACGUGGCACUGGAGAAUCUCAACCUCAAGGAGACGACCCCGGCUACUAAAACAACGAAAACGACGACUAAAACGGCACCAACGAAGAAAGAGCCCCCUGCGCCGCCCCUUUGAUGACAUGGCCACUCCCUCCCCUAAAAAACCACCAUUGUAAACAGGCUGACCGCUCCGUCAGUCUAACUGCCAAUGGAUGACAAAAAAAGACAUCAGUUCUUUUUGGCUUUUUUUUUUUCAGUGAUUGUCAUUUCAGCUCUGUUGCUCCCCCACAACUCCACACCAUGUUUUACGUUGUGUACAUUGAAUAAAAGUAGUGAGACGAGAGAAUGUGAAAGCAAGCAAGCGUGGUGGGUGCGUGAGAGAAAAGGAAAAAUAACUAUAUAAAUAUAUUAUAGAAAAAUCUAUAUGAAAGCUGAUAAUCAAUUCCACAUAACCCGUGUUUUCUCUAGCAGAUGAGCAAAGCGUAGUUAGCCGUUUUAAGAGACGAACUUGUCACCCACUCACCGAGGGAGAAGAGGCUGACUGAAACCUCUCGGGUAAAAAACGCUGCUGUGUAUUUAUAGUUAUAAAUUAAAGAAGUGCUUGGAUGGUUUACCACAACUUAAGCAUGAGCUUAAAUCACCAUGUGCCCAUUUUUAACUGCACAGUCACUAGAAGGGGAGGUCUUUCUCUUGUUGGGACACCUAAGUAACUGUAAAUUAAUGGUGCUGAGUGCCACAUCACUGGCAAAUCUCCACCUCACUCAUACACACACAUAUACACACACAGACUGAUGGCCGUGGUUGGGUACCUUCAUGUCCAGUCUAAACCCCUCCCUCCUCUUUGUGUGACAUCAGCUGUUUUGGGUCAUGUGACCUUGCUUUAUAUCAACUGUGGGCACUUUGGUUUUGAAUCGCAUAUCCAGUGUCCAUUUGUGUACACUACAGAUGCUCCACGUGAAAGCUACUCUGAGGCAAACGGAGAUAAACAAUCUCUUUGGCGUGACCAUUUUCAAGCCUUUUAUAACAUGGAAGAAAAACAACACUGGUCUUCAUACGGUAGUUUUUUUUUUUUUUUUUUUUUCCCCCAGACCAGAUGCUUCUUCCUCAAGCUUUUCGUGAUCUAAAAUUAAUCUCUCCAUUACUCAUGAAUGCAAAGAUUACUCUUCAUGUGACUUGAAGGAGAGAAUCCUGUAUUGCUCUUUCCAUUAAUUUCUCUCAAAGCAGAUCUUUGUAUGCCUCCACUGCUACCUGAAGAAAUGCAAUGUAUGUUUUUUGGCUUAUCAGACAAGCCAAAUGACAGGGUAACCCUUUCAGUUUGGAGGACAAUAAAAGUGUUUUUGAAUGGAAAUUAACUAACCCAAUCCUGCUCCCUGGUUUGUGUUUUUAUUUUCUCUGUUGCUAACUUCUUGGACAGCAUCUACAGAAUAUGGUUAAAAAAAAAAAACAUCUUUCAGGUGCGCUUCAUUCUCGGUUGGUCUCAUCCCAUGAUGUACAUCCUCAUUCACAGAGGUGCACUUGGCAUCAGAUUGAGUCACGUGAUUAAAUUAUGGGCGAUAUGUUGAAUAAAGAUCUGUGACAUG
Messenger RNA from Melanotaenia boesemani (Boeseman's rainbowfish), 3080 nucleotides. Its product is annotated as E3 ubiquitin-protein ligase KCMF1-like. The coding region runs from base 380 to 1636 and encodes 418 amino acids. The record is from RefSeq and is a predicted model, not a curated record. Gene Ontology annotation, biological process: synaptic signaling. The transcript is spliced from 7 exons. Gene Ontology annotation, molecular function: zinc ion binding. Gene Ontology annotation, cellular component: plasma membrane. NCBI's taxonomy places the organism in Eukaryota, Metazoa, Chordata, Actinopteri, Atheriniformes, Melanotaeniidae.